CAGUGGCAACAGUCUGUAGUGGCACCACCCAAACCUUGUAAAGCUAAAUAGUGCCAUUGUGUCAUUACGCGGGAAAUACAUAACGUUUGGUUACUGAAUACCUUCAAAAUAAAAGUAUUUAAUACAACAAAUAAUUUACAACACAUACAAAGAAACAGAAAGAAUGAAUUUUAAGGUUUUAUACGGUGUAAGAAAUGUAAUGAAAUUUCAUUUUUACUUGUACGAUGCAAGACCAGCGCUUCACUGUUGCGUACAAUAAUCACUUUUCUCUUUUAUUCUUACAACGACUGCCAACUUCCGCUUUGGUUCGUACUGCCGGCGACGAGCUUGAUGCAACUCUAAUAAAAUAGUUCGUUCCCUGUGAAGGAAAAAGGAACUGCCAAACUUUACCUCUCUAUCGCCCACAACAAAGACAGGUUAAUUCAUCAGUCAUCAUGGUUCGCGAAGUAGAAAAUAUGGAGGAUUUCAAAAACAUCCUGAAGGAGGCUGGAGACAAGCUGGUGGUGGUGGACUUCACUGCCACGUGGUGUGGCCCCUGUCAACAGAUCGGCCCAAAGUUUGUUGAAGAGUCGAAAAAACCUGAAAACAAGAAUGUGAUUUUCCUGAAGGUGGACGUGGAUGAGGCUGACGAUGUGAGUGGACAUUGUGGAAUUCAGUCCAUGCCAACAUUCCAAUUUUACAAGAAUGGCGUGAAGCUCGACGAGUUCUCCGGGGCUAAUGCCGCCAUGCUGGUCAAGAAAAUCCAAGAUCACAGAACAUAAAGCCACCGUUGCUCUCUGUAUGUGCUGAAAAAAAUCCAGUUUCAUGUACAGUUAAAAUCCAGGUUCUUUAUCCCACACAGGCAAUCAUUUAUUCCACUCAUGUAUCAGAGUCCGCUCAGUGUUUGUAUCGUCUGUCUUUAAUUGACUGAAAUUGGAUCAAAACCUGAUGACUUUUUAAUUCAGUUUUUUAUGGCAGAAUUGGCUUUGCUCCUGACCAACAGCAGAACUUUCUUUGUUAAGUUGUGUCCAACAAGGUGGAUUCAAUAAAUGAAAUGAGUUACAGAA
This is a messenger RNA of Labrus mixtus (cuckoo wrasse), 1046 nucleotides long. Its product is annotated as thioredoxin-like. The record is from RefSeq and is a predicted model, not a curated record. Bases 435 to 761 code for a protein of 108 amino acids. NCBI's taxonomy places the organism in Eukaryota, Metazoa, Chordata, Actinopteri, Labriformes, Labridae. The transcript has 5 exons. Gene Ontology annotation, molecular function: protein-disulfide reductase activity.